Messenger RNA from Orbicella faveolata, 1601 nucleotides. RefSeq names its product sperm flagella and cilia-associated protein 1-like. NCBI's taxonomy places the organism in Eukaryota, Metazoa, Cnidaria, Anthozoa, Scleractinia, Merulinidae. Gene Ontology annotation, cellular component: axoneme. The record is from RefSeq and is a predicted model, not a curated record. Gene Ontology annotation, biological process: regulation of cytoskeleton organization. Gene Ontology annotation, molecular function: microtubule binding.
UGGCGGUCUGAACAGUGUGUAAUUGUGACAGUUUCAAGGGAUAUUGCGUAGCAUUUAUAGAUGAUAUGGCAAACACUACGAUUUAUAAAAGGUCAAGUUGAACGUUAAAGCUAUAUUUACGUUAUGUCUGGUGUAUUGGGCUCGCCAAAUCAGCUUAUUACCACUUUAGACGAGGAAGGACUUCAAGAACUUUAUACUUGGAUUGAUGAAAUCAAUUUAUCUCGUCCAAAGCGAAAUAUAUGGAGAGAUUUCAGUGAUGGAGUGCUUGUAGCAGAAAUUGUGGCACAUUUUCUGCCUAAGAUGGUAGAGAUCCACAACUAUUCUUCAGCAAGUUCACAAGCCCAGAAGCUGACUAACUGGGAUACACUCAAUAGAAAGGUCUUGUCUAAACUGAGCUACACUGUACCCAAGUCCACUGUAAAGGAUGUUGCUGAAUGUAAACCAGGAGUGAUCGAGGUGGUGCUGGCCAAUCUCAGAAUGAAGAUUGAGAAAUACAUCGCAAAGAAGAAAGCUGACAAUUUACGGAAGCAACAGCAAGUGUACGAUGAAUUCUCGCCAAAUGGACCUAUAACUGACCAUGAGCCUUACAUGUAUGAUGAUGGCCAGGCAUAUUUAGGUCCAGAGAAUAACUACGGUUAUGCAUUCAAUACUGGUUAUGCACAACAACGAAAUCCAGUUAAUGAGGCUGUGGGCCCCCUUGGUACCUACCCGUAUCAGUCUGGUCCAGUCCCUUAUACAGGCCUGGACAAAACAAGCGGUGACAGUCCCAGGGGUCCUAACACUCGUCAUAAGAGUAAGGAUGGUAAAGGUGGAGCUUAUGCUGGACCGCUUGGUGAAAAGUCAAAGCUUGGUCCUGCUCAUCAAGGAAAAGGGAAAGUUCCUCGCUCUCAGUCAUAUCAAGAUGUCAAUGGCACAAUGGAUCCUAGAUUAUUACUUGAAGAAAAAGAACAGGCUUUGCUCGCCUCCCAGGAAACUGUACAGAUUUUAAAUGUAAAAAUUCGAAGACUUGAACACUUACUGCACUUAAAAGAUUUAAGAAUAGAAGACCUCACAAAAAGACUUCAGCAGAUGACACAGCCACCGCCACGGCAACUACCACCGCAAGCAAACCCUCCCCAUCCCCCGACAGUGGACCCACAGAUACCGUCCAUACACAUGCAUCAUCAGAAUCCUUUACCGCCGCUACAUCAUAAUAACUCAUACAACACACAACAGCUACAAGAACAUUAGUCAUAUAACAAGAAGAGUCUGGUCAGCUGGGCAUUGUCAUUAUCACUCCGAGCUGCAGAGAAAUUCGUAUCUAAGGAGGAAGUACAUAAAGCUCACAGAACCUUAAAGGAGCUCAGUCACGAUAUUUUGAGUUAUUUCGGCCACUUACAAAAUUACCUUUCAAUUGAAGAAAACCUGAAAAUAAUAGUUUACUAAGAAAGAAAAACACCAAAGAGAUAACAAUAAACCAUAUGGGAACAAGGAUGGUUAAGGAUGGAGAAGAUUAACACGUAUUACAAAUAACUAACUUCGAAAUAUUUAGGCUAAACAUAAAGAUGAACAAACCGUGACGUAGUUCCUUUAAGCAGCUGUUAAAUUAAAAGAAAGAAAAA